Molecule: messenger RNA, 1826 nt
Organism: Rhodamnia argentea
Lineage: Eukaryota; Viridiplantae; Streptophyta; Magnoliopsida; Myrtales; Myrtaceae
Product: F-box protein SKIP16
Exons: 6
Coding region: 51-1442 (463 amino acids)
Molecular function (GO): protein binding
Source: RefSeq, a predicted model, not a curated record
AGAGAGAGAGAGAGAGAGAGAGAGGGGAUUCAGGUGAGGAAGAGGUGAAGAUGGAGUUGGAGUCGGUGGGCGAUUUGGCUCUGCACAUAAUCCUGACGAAGUUAGGGCCCGAGAACGUCUGCAGGGCCGCGUGUGUGAACAAGAAGCUCAGGCUCUCCGCCUCGGAGGACACUGUCUGGUCCAGGUUCUGCUUGCAGGAGCUCGAUCUCUCCGCUCCUCUUGGUCCUCAGGGCGAUCCUCUUCCUUCUUUCAAGGCGGCCUAUCAAAAAUGGAGAGAAGCUUUCUGCAUGUAUCCUUGGCCCCUUGUCAGGCGAGUAAAAAGAUGUUGGGACAGGCUGCAGGGAUGGUUGUCCAUGAAUUUCCCUGAGGCUGCAGCCACUCUCAGAAAGGGUGCAUCUGAAGCUGAUAUUCAAGAGUUGGAGAGCGUGUUAAGAGUAAAAUUACCUCUCCCCACGAGGAUACUCUAUCGUUUUCAUGAUGGCCAAGAGUUUGCUGACAGUGAUUUCACGAAAAGUACACUUGGCGGUUCCCUGGGCAUCAUAGGCGGAUAUUGUUUUUAUGAUCACUUGGUAAAUGUGAACUUGUUACCUUUAAGUCAGGUGAUUCUGGAGACGAAUCAUAUUAUACGGCACCUUGGGUUUUCAAGCAGAUCCAACUACAUAGUUGUGGCUGCUUCUUGCACAUCUGGAGAGAAGCUGUUUUUCCUCAACUGUAGACAUGGUCAACUUCAUGUUGGCACUAGGAAUCUUCCCACAGACGGAGAAAUGAUGCCAUGUGUUCCUAAUGCAUUGAUAAGUUCAGUUCAUGAUAGGAAUGCUGAUCUGCAGCAGGAUGCCAUGUUACUUUGGUUAGAGGAACAUGGUCGUCGCUUGCAAAGUGGCAUGAUCAAACUUCGUGAAGAAGGAGGCGUCAGAAGUAUCUGUCAGUUUCCAGAGGAACCUGCCCUCUGUUCCACUGCCAUAACCAAUGGUGUCCGGACGAGGGAGGCGAAAGAUGACAAGGAUUCCAAAGCAGAGACCUGUGCCUCUGUUGAAAUUAUUCGAGCUUCUGCUGUCUUCGUUCCGGAGCACUCUGAUCUCCAAGAUGAAUCUAACAGAUACCUAUUUUCAUAUUCAAUUCGGAUGUCACUUAUUCCCGAGGGAUGCAUGGCCAAUGGAAUGCCCUACAACUAUUGCCAAUUGCAUUUGAGGCACUGGAUUAUCCGUGACAAUGAUGUUAUAGUCUCAAAUGUCAAUGGGGAGGCUGUCAUUGGAAAGUUCCCUCUCUUGCAUUCAGGUGGCAAAGAGUUUGUUUAUCAGAGUUGCACAAAUUUACAAUCUUCCAGGGGAUCUAUUGAAGGCGCUUUCACCUUUGUGCCUGGAAGACUGGCAGAUCCAAAGGGCGGUCCCUUUUCAGUUCAAGUGGCACAAUUUCCUGUUCAGCUUCCAGAUUAUGUCUUCUAAGAGUAUUUGUCGUCAUAUCGUGCUCAGCUUCUAUCAUGUAUUUGCAAUCCAUCCUGCAAUUGUGUUGAUUGGUCUAUUCGGGGAAGUCACUGAAGGCAAGUUCAUAUUUUUGGUGUGGUGUGUUUUAUGUCCUGAAUGGUUUCAUUUGUUCUGAGGGCCUUUCUCUUAUCUCCUUGUAGUCUAACUGGUCUUUCAGUUUAUUGUCCAUAAAUAAGUUAGCUUAUUCUUCUUUGCCUUCGGUCGUACUCAAAAUAGUGAAGUUUGAGGUAAUUUAUAUUGAUGUGAACCCUUGACUUCCAGUUCAUUCCGAAGCUUCGCUCCUGCCUUCUGUGUUACUUUGUGUGCAUUCUAGUCUGGAAAGAAAACUUUUUGUGUUCUGCUUUA